UCUGUAAUUUUAAUGUUUACUUUAUAAACUAUAUGUUGACAAUGAUUGACACUAUAUCUUUUUAUUUAUCUUAUCUAAUAUUAGAUUAAAUAACCAAAAUCUGAAUACCAUGUGUUAAUAAUUAAUGUUGACAUAUAAUAUAAAAUUAUCUACAAACAACAAUUGUAUCUGUUAAUUCCUUGCAAAACAAUAUCUUACAUCAAAUUAAUUUGUUAAAUGGAUUGUCGUUAUAGCUUGAUAAAUUGUGUAAAAAAGAUUAACGUAUAAAUAAAUUAUUGUCCUGAGUUUUAUAUAGAAUUAUGUAAAAUUCGAAAGAGAAGUUAUGUAUUUUUCAGGUCAUAUAGAAAAAAUGUAUUCAUCUAGAGACCGAAUCUGAAAGCAUAUACGAUUUACUUUACGAACACUAACGGGGGCUUUAAGUUAGGCCGUUUCGUGACAUUAUUUCAGUUGCCUUCUGUUUACAACCAGACAAGUACGUAUCGUUCCAAACAGUCAUAUAAUUCUUAUCCCGAAAUAUUUAUCUUAGGAUCUAUUUUGUGAUCAUAAUGUGGAAGACCGAAAACAGGAAGAAUGUUAUAAGAUAUCUUAUAUUAAAGCCGAAGCUCGAUAUAGCAGCGACACGUGUUAUAAAUGAAAAAUUAGAUAUAGAUAGCACAGCAACAAACUACGGACUUUACAGUAAUAUUCUUAAACAAAAAGUCAACAUCUUAAAAAGAUUGAAUGAUUAUUUCGAAGAAACUCUUUUAUAUGAAAAUGCAGUAAGAAGUGUUAUGUAUAAUUACAAAACUCUGCCAGAAGCAGCAACAUAUUACAAACUUAGCACCAAAAUUAUUACAAAAGAAAUUAAUCAAUAUAAUAAAUUAUGGAUGGCUGGUAAAACGAAAGGUCCGUACGAAUAUGACAAACCCUUAGAUGACCAAGGCAGAGUUUUCACAUUUAAGGAAGAGCUAUCGUUAUUGGAUGACUUAUGUGAAUGGAAAUGGAAGUCUGCAUCACCGUGCACUUGCCUCAUUUGCGCGAUGGUAGAACUACUCAGUCUAGCUUAUCAGACUGCUCAAAAGAAAAAUAAAUUAUAUCCUGGAACGUGGGAUAUAUGUCAGCAAGCGGAUGGAAAUUGGCUGAUAGCUUUCGAGAUGGCGCACAGCUGUAGAUUUUCAAAAUUAUAUCCUCAUUACAACAAUAACGUACAAGAAUUAGACGAAGCAUGUAAGAAUAAACAACAACCCUCAUCAUUAUGUGAUGAGAGCAAUACUUUUAAGAUACCAAGUAGUACCCAAGUAGUACCCUUUCGUAAAAGAAAGUUUAAUAAUUCGCUCAAUAUUGAUGAAGCGACUACGCAAACAUCUCAGAUAACAAUAUCCACUGUUGUUCCAAAUCACCAGAACACCAGUGAAUUAAAGAAUUUAUUAUUGUCAGAUAUCUCGAUAAAGUCGGAGAAUAAAGAAGAAACAGCAUCUGCCAGUUUUCUAAAUGAUCAAUUUGAGAACACGCCGGCGCCGCUUGAUUUAAUAAAUAAAUUAAUAAAUAAAGUCGAGGUAGCAAGUAAUUACAACAUUUCGGAAAAAGAAAAUUUCGAUCCAUCGCAAGCUUACAACUCUAAUGUAACAUUUUAAAAGAUAACAUGCAAUCUCCAUGGAAAUGAUUAGCGAUGAAUGAACGGUUUCAUAAAAUUACAGAAAUUACAACUAUUUUUGCAUAAAAACAAAUCCUUAAAGAAAAGAUAACGUUCCGAUUCCAUGAUAAGCCAAUAAACCUAUUUAACGCUUUAAAAAAAAACACACAAUAGAAGAGGGGAGAAGGAAAUAUAUACCAAUAUGACAGAUCAUUAGAUCACCCAAAUUUUCACAUUUAUAAGGAGGAAUUUUCAUUAUUAAAAUCCUUAAAUUUUGGGAAAGUUACUAUUUUGCAGUUGUGCACUUUACGCGAUGGAAAAAUUGUUGGAUAUAGCUUAUCAAUUUGCUCGAGAUAAAAAGAGAAUAUCCGCAAACAUGGGAUAUUGAGAAAAGAGCGACUGCAGGAUAGGUAAUAGGUUUCAAAAUGACAUACAGCAGUCUAAUUCCGCAGUUAGUUUUGAGUAAUGAAUGCUUCAGAUCUUCAGUAAAUCGAACUUUCUUGUUUUUGUUUUAUUAUGAGGAAGAAAGAGAAAAAAAAAAGGAAGAAGUUUCUAAAUUA
This is a messenger RNA of Formica exsecta, 2172 nucleotides long. RefSeq lists its product as uncharacterized. The transcript is spliced from 2 exons. Lineage: Eukaryota; Metazoa; Arthropoda; Insecta; Hymenoptera; Formicidae. Bases 546 to 1613 code for a protein of 355 amino acids. The record is from RefSeq and is a predicted model, not a curated record.